CACAAAAUGCAUGUAUAUCGCUGAGGUAGAAAAGGCCAGUGAGGCAUGGAUGCAAAAGAACCCAUACUAGUACAGAAGUAGAGCAUGUGGAGCCAUGUACCCAUGAUUGCAUGAACAACUCCAUGCAACUUGACCGUUCCAAUCCAUCAUCAACUCUUCUUUUUCUUUUUUCUUUUUUAUAUAUAUACAUUUGUUUAAGAAAAUGUACGUUUCCUUUUGCUCGCUUAUCUCUUUGAGAGAGUAAAAAAGAGUUAAGCUAAGCUACUAGCUUUCAGUCACUGCCCUGCCCAACUCAGCCCACAGAGACAGUCGCUCCCUGCACGUUCCUCUGCUCCCCCUCCCCUCCCAUCCAUAAUAUAUCCAUCUUCCCCAUCGCUCUUCUUUUCUCAUCUUUUUCUUUCUUCUUCUUACUUCUAAAUAUUAGAGUGUUUAAACACACUGAAGAUAAAUAAAAACAAUUAAAAAUGGACAUUUACGGUAUUCCGACUCCAGACUACUUCCGCAUUGACGAUCUUCUUGAUUUGUCCAACGAUGAUCUCUUCUCCUCCGCCUCCACUUGCACCUCCUCCUCCAUUGCCGCCGAUAUUCACCAGCCUCUCAAUCCUUCCAUUCACAAUUCCGCUCCUUUUAACCCCGCUCUCUCCACUGACUUCACCGAUCACCUUUCUGUCCCUAGUGAUGAUGUAGCUGAGCUGGAGUGGCUAUCGCAAUUUGUAGAUGACUCAUUCAUCGAGUUUCCACCAAACUUACUCACCGGCACCAUCAACGUCCGAUCCGACACUUCAUUUUCCGGCAAAGCAGCUCGUAGAAAACGCUCAAAAGCCGCCACAACAACUGCUACUACAGCCUGGACUUCCUCUCCAGAAAUCGGCCAAUCAAAAUCGAAGAAAGAAACAAAUAACAGAUCAUUGUCACCGACGACUGAAGGGGGAAUUAGGAGGUGCACUCACUGUGCUUCAGAGAAGACUCCACAGUGGCGUACUGGUCCACUCGGCCCCAAAACGCUGUGUAAUGCAUGUGGAGUAAGAUAUAAAUCGGGUCGGCUGGUGCCUGAAUAUAGACCCGCAGCCAGCCCGACUUUUGUGCUGACUCAGCACUCAAAUUCUCACCGUAAGGUUUUGGAGCUCCGGAGGCAGAAGGAGAUGUUGAGGCAACAGCUGGAAGAGCCAUGAUCACCCUGGCCAGCAUGAUUUUGACGAGGCGCAAAUCUGAAUGUUUGAUCAUGAACAUUAUCAGUAGUUUUUCACUUCGGAUACUAAGUUACUUUGGAUAAUGUUAUCGAUUAACAGUUUUAAUUCCAUUAGUUUUCUUUGCUUAA
Ricinus communis (castor bean) is the source of this 1318-nucleotide messenger RNA. Its product is annotated as GATA transcription factor 4. The record is from RefSeq and is a predicted model, not a curated record. The coding region runs from base 465 to 1172 and encodes 235 amino acids. NCBI's taxonomy places the organism in Eukaryota, Viridiplantae, Streptophyta, Magnoliopsida, Malpighiales, Euphorbiaceae. The transcript is spliced from 2 exons. Gene Ontology annotation, molecular function: sequence-specific DNA binding; zinc ion binding. Gene Ontology annotation, biological process: positive regulation of DNA-templated transcription. Gene Ontology annotation, cellular component: nucleus.